This is a messenger RNA of Rhizopus microsporus ATCC 52813, 789 nucleotides long. Its product is annotated as Isochorismatase hydrolase. The coding region runs from base 191 to 736 and encodes 181 amino acids. Lineage: Eukaryota; Fungi; Mucoromycota; Mucoromycetes; Mucorales; Rhizopodaceae. The transcript has a single exon. The record is from RefSeq and is a predicted model, not a curated record.
UUCCAAUUGAAUAUUAAUGAUAUGGUUUCUAUAUAAUAGGUUGUAUUGCUUUAUCAAGAUCAAAACAUAUUUCAAGUCUAUUAAUAAUUUUAAAAAGGAGUUUCUCUUAUCUCCUCCCCCAAAACUUCAUUAGCAUAGAGUAGCCCGCACCAAAAAAAAGUUUUCUAUUAAAAAACAAAUAAUAAACAAUAUGAAAAAAGCUCUCGCGAUCGUCAAUGUUCAAAACGAUUAUUUCCCUGAUGGAGGUUUGCCAACCUGGAGACCCGUGAAAACUGCUAGUGAAAUUAAAAAGCUCUUGGGUAAGUUCAGACAAGACGGUAAAAAAGUUAUCCAUGUUGCUCAUCACACAACGCCUGAACAGCAAUCGUUCUUUCCUUUCUUAGUCAAGGGUACUCGCGGUGCAGAGUUUCAUGAAACUGUCAAGUCUUUAGAUCCAGAGAAAGUUAUUUUCAAAGAGUAUUCUGAUGGCUUUCAUCAUAUCGAUCUUAAAGAAUAUCUCUUAAGCAAGCAAAUCGAUACAGUCAUUAUCGUAGGCAUGAUGAUUCACAACUGUGUUAAUGCAAUUACUUAUUCUAGUACAGAUGAAGAUUCCAAGUCAAUUGUUGUAGCAGAGGCUGUCAACAUAAUGGAUCAGCAAAUCUUUGGCGAAAUGAUUCCAGCUGAAACUAUUUGGAAGAGCUUCUUGGCCGGUAUCACGUUUGCUUAUGCUAAAGUUAAAAAGUAUAUAAUAUUUUGAAUGGAAAUUACUAGUUAAUAUUUUUAGAGGUGUAUCUUACACUUGGUCCAACA